Molecule: messenger RNA, 1746 nt
Organism: Fomitopsis serialis
Lineage: Eukaryota; Fungi; Basidiomycota; Agaricomycetes; Polyporales; Fomitopsidaceae
Product: FAD-binding domain-containing protein
Exons: 15
Coding region: 1-1746 (581 amino acids)
Molecular function (GO): FAD binding; oxidoreductase activity
Source: RefSeq, a predicted model, not a curated record
AUGGUUCACCUGUCUGGCUCUCUACUGGGUUGUGCGCUCCUCUUGGUCAGUGAUAAUGCGCUUCAAGCACUGGGUGUGGUUCUCAGCCGUGCAGAGAUUCGGUCACAACUCGCUCUAUUGAAUACCACGGUUGACGGACGUUUGCAUGAAGCCGUUCCUUGGGAGCUUCCAUGUUUCUCCGAGUACAAUGGCGAGUCGGCGAUACCAGACGAAGCAGCAUGUGCAGCUAUCCAGGCCAACUACACGUCUCCCUUUGAGCGCGUGCAGCAUUUCGGCACAUACAUGAUGCCACAAUGGGGUACAUGCCAAGUGACGAGGCCUACUGGGGAAUGCCUGCUCAACGUCACCAACCCUGAGGAUUCCGCUGCUUAUACGGGCGUCAACUGUAGUAAUGGUGACAUCCCUUCUUACUAUGUCGACGUGCGGUACCCUGCGGAUGUUCAGGCUGUGAUUGCGUUUUCGAACGCGACUGGUGUACGGCUGUCCGUGAAGAACAAGGGACAUGACUACAAAGGCAGAUCAAGCGGCAAGAACACUUUGUCGCUUUGGGUUACGAACCUCAACACGAUAACCCAUGAUACCUCUUUCACGCCUGAGGGAUGCACAACCAGCUAUGAUGCUCUGACAAUCGGGCCCGGGGCAAUUACGGAGGACAUUCUCGAGUACGUGGACAGCAUCAAUCGGACCUUCGUUGGUGGGUACCAUCAAACCGUCGGUGCCGGAGGGGGCUACUUCCUGGGCGGCGGUCAUAGUGUAUUGUCCCCGGUCUACGGUUUGGCUGUUGAUCGAGUGGUUCAAGCGAAGGUUGUCACCCCCGAGGGACUCUAUCUCGUCGCCAACGAGUGUCAGAACUCGGACCUCUUCUUCGCGCUCCGUGGAGGAGGAGGAAGUGCCUUUGGUGUGGUCAUCGAGUCCACGCACCGGCUAGAGCCGCAGCUGACGUUGCAAGUCGCGUCGAUUAGCUUCGUUGGUCACUCGAACUCGAGAAACCUCGCGCAGUGGUACAGCCUCCUGGUGAACGAGACAUACAAGUGGGGCACCGAAGGCUGGGGCGGUCAUAUCACGGGUCCUUCCUUGAUCUACGUGACGCCGCUGCUCAGUAACGCAGAAGCUCACGCCUCCAUGCAAGCCACCGCCGAGUUCGCCCUUGCCCAGGGUGGCACGGCGGUCGUCGAGGAGGUGCCAUCCUACCUCGCGUUUUUCAGCAAAUAUGUCCCAACUGCUGAAGCUGGUGUUGGUACGGAGAUAACACUGGGCACGCGACUGCUUUCUACCUCGCUCUUCGCUACCGAGGAAGGGCGUGCUACGCUAUCGAAGACGAUCGCGAACGUGCUUUCGUUCGCGAGUCCGUACAUCGUCGCGGGAACGCCAUUCCUGUUCAACCACACGGUAGGGUCGACAAGUGUCACGCCGGCGUGGUACGACUCUCUUUGGCACCUUUCUGUGCACGGCAACUGGGUGUGGAACAGCACUGCAGAGGACAUCGCGGAUCAAUACGAGGCUGUGACGCAGCACACACAGACGUUCAGAGACAUCACACCGGGCAGUGGGGCAUACUUCAACGAAGGAGAUGUAUACGAGCCUGAGCAUACUGAAGCAUACUGGGGCUCGAACUACGCGAAGCUGCUCUCCAUCAAGCAGAAAUAUGAUUCUCAUGGUGUUCUGGAUUGUUGGCAGUGCGUUGGCUGGAAAGGCCCCUCGGACCCACUCUACGAAUGCUAUAUCCCACUAUCCCAAUCAUCAUAA